AAGAGAUGAACUCAGCUCUCACGAAAGUUCGAAACUCUGACGUCUUACGCACUCGCGCCAUUUUCUCACUUGACGAUGUCCGCCGCGCGCGCGCACUUUUCUCACCAAUCGGUCACGCGUUGCACGAAAUUUCGGAGCGUCGGAGCAUCGCGUCGGUGACCGCGGAGAGAAGAAGGCCCGAAGGCGUCGCGCGAGAAUCGCAAAAAACGCGGCGCGUCCUCCGUUUCACGUGGAUCCGUGCCACAUGGAUCCGCCAUGAGCGUAAUGCGGCUUGGCGUGACGAGGAAGCCGGGGAGGCGACGAGGGGCAGCGAGGAGCGGCGGAACGAGGCGAAGCGCUUCGGACGUGGCUGGAGAGAGCCGCGGGGUGACACUCGGAGCGUCUGCGCACCUGGCGAGUUUUGCACCUUUUCCUUCGCCGCGCGUCGUCGCCGAUUUUCCUCGCGACCUCGCCGAUCGACGAAAAUUCGCGCGAGAACGAAAAAUCCGUUUUUCUCCUCGUUCCCGACGUAUCCUCCAUUUCUUCCUCUCGCCAUUUUUUUUUCUUUCGCUCGGUUCUACUGUCUUUCUCUCUGUUUCUCUUUCCCUGUCUCUUCUAUCCCCUCCACUUUCGUUCAAUGAACAAGCAAGUAUAGGUAUCCUGCAAAGCCCUCUUCUUCCUCCUCUCCCCGCCCCCCCCUCCCCGCCAUAUCACGUCGUCAGGUGGUCCGAUUCCAAAUAGAGCACUUUUUCCAAGCGACACCUAUGGCGCAGUAUUUCGGAAGUUUGCACCGAAGUAAAUUAUUCAAUAAACGAUGCUCGGGUUAAUAGACGAUAGACGAUAGACGAUCUCUCUCUCUGUCUCCGUAUUUUUCUCGUAUCUGCGGUAAUUUUGAUCUCCGAAUGCUCGUUAUCUUUAUCGUGGGCCCGUCUCAGUGGUUCGACGCGCCACUUUAGCGCAAAUUCCGUCGAGUCCGUGCGUCGAUGCGUUUCAGGAUAUUCCCCGCGCAACAGGUAUUUUCUUCUCUCUCUCUCUCUCUCUCUUUCUCUCUUUCUCCGUUUUCACUGCUCGCUUCGUUCAAUUCCCGUACGUCGACAUCGAUCCGCACACCUGUCUAACUCGUUGUUAAUUCACACAGAUCGAAAUUAUGCCAGAUAUUUAUUUGUUUCGUUAUUUAUCAGGUGAAGGAGCGAGAGGAAAAGAGAACACGCGCGUGUUCCAUGGUGCGCAACAAGUGUUUCCUCUCUCUCUCUCUUUCUCUCUCUCUCUCUCUUCUCCUUCGGUGCUGAAUGCCCGAUAAUUUGACGCACACCGGCGUAACUCGUCAUUAACGCCGAUUGAAAUUCUACGUGAUAUUAAUUUUUGCUAUUUGCUCGACAAGAACACCUUCCACACGGCGCGUAAUAAGCGUUUCCUUUUCUCUUUCUCUCUCUCUCUCUCUCGGUUCUCCCUCCGCUCGCGUGCGGUAAGACGUAGCAGGGGCCAGGGCAACGAGCGAGAGAGGGGCCGCGUCGACGCGCAGUCGCCAGGUGAGGCAACGACGACGACGUGGUUUGCCUCGUUACGCUCGGCCGGGGGGACGCACGGUCAGUGCUACGGAGAACCUUGCGACUUUCGACGGUGCUCCGUCCGAGCGAGCGACCCACCGACCGACCGACCGACCGAUCGACCGAUCGACCGAGGAAAGAGAGAGAGAGAGAGAGAGAGAACGCGCGAGAAAAAGAGACGGGCAGCACCGAAUCGAUCCUGCUCCCGCCGCUUUUUUCGGUUACUCCAGGUGCGUGCCGCCGUCGACCGGAUCUCCGUCGGAUUCAUAACCUCAAACCGCCGCGAGGGAGUAUGUCGUGCGUGGCGGGUGAUCGGUGAACGGCCAGAGUGAUAAGGACGCCCCGACCGGAUCGGGAGUGCGUCGCGCGAGUGCGUGCGAAAGGGAAGCAGCGCGACAGCAGAGAACGUAACGGGAGGAAGGAGAGAUUGGAGGUGUUGGAGGAGCCGCCAGGUGCGCUCCCGCGGGAACGAUGACGGGAACGAGGACAGGAGGAACUGGCGGCGGCAGCGGUGGAGGAGGUAGUUCGCAAAACAUCCUGGUCAGCCUGUACGUGGCGACCGCCGGCCUCCAGGGAAACGCGCUCGGUUCCGACGAGGAGGAGAUCACGCUGCUCGUCUACGUGCUCAUCGACGAGCUGCAGAAUAAGGUGCUAGGCAGACAGCAAUACAUCGUGCGACCGAUGGUAAUGGAAGAGAGUUGCACACCCGGGACCGGCAGCGACAACCCAGCGGUUGCCGGAAGUAGCGGGAUCAUUAACGAGGCCGCGCUGGCACAUGCACCAGCCUUGACCGAACGAAAUGUUCGGGAGUACGGAAUUUCUUUGCAGCAAGCUAUCGAAAAGUUUGAAGACUGGUGGAACUCCAUGUCUGGCGUAACUUCCGGUAUUAAACCGCGAUUUGUCGUGGAUGGCCAGGCGCCGAUGAGGCAAUGCUUGCAUCCGGAGGCUUGCAAUAAGGACAUCGAACUACCGGAACAUUACAACUACUUUCACGAUCUCCGGAAGGAUUUCGUAGAGUGUUACUCAUCUCAUGGCGAAUUAUCGACCCUCGGAGUGCAAGAAAUGCUGCAAUAUUUCGGAAUGCCGCCGGAUAUCGAAAAUGAUUUUCACGUCAAAGAGAUACAGGACAUGGUCAACGUAAUACAGAGGAUGAUCAAGGAUGGUCACGUUUUUAAAAAUCCAGAGAUAAUUAAUAUUGUCUUGGAACCUGGCAUAUGCUCCAAGGACGAGGAAGUAGACAAUGAUUGUGUUGUGAGAGCGCGUGGUCUACCUUGGCAAUCUUCGGAUCAAGACAUUGCUAAGUUUUUUCGUGGACUAAAUGUUGCCAAGGGUGGUGUAGCUCUUUGUUUAAGUCCUAUGGGAAGGCGUAACGGCGAGGCAUUGGUACGGUUUAUUAAUAAAGAACAUAGAGACAUGGCGCUGAAGCGGCAUAAACAUCAUAUGGGUGCACGAUAUAUAGAAGUUUACAAGGCUUCCGGAGAGGACUUUGUUGGCGUUGCUGGUGGUACGAGCGGGGAGGCGCACGCUUUUCUGUCACGCGGGGCUCAAGUCAUCGUUAGAAUGAGGGGCUUACCGUAUGAUUGUGUUGCUAAACAAGUGCUGGAAUUUUUUCAAUCCGGACAAAAACCAUGCCAAGUGUUGGACGGCGAGGAUGGUGUGCUGUUUGUAAAGAAACCGGAUGGCAGAGCAACAGGUGACGCCUUCGUAUUAUUUGCGAAGGAAGAGGAUGCGGUGAAAGCCUUGAGCAAGCAUCGAGACUGUAUCGGUAGCCGUUAUAUAGAACUUUUUCGAAGUACGACCGCGGAAGUGCAACAGGUCCUGAAUAGAGCGACAGAUCCGAAGCAAGUAAUACUACCACCACCGCCUAUCGCCCAAAUUCCACCCUUACUCCCUCAGCAUAUCAUUACAUCCGGUACGCGCAAAGAUUGCGUUAGACUCCGUGGUUUGCCGUAUGAGGCGCUUGUCGAACACAUUCUGGAAUUUAUGGGUGAACAUUCUAAAAAUAUUGUCUAUCAGGGUGUUCACAUGGUUUAUAAUGCUCAGGGCCAACCGUCCGGUGAGGCAUUUAUUCAGAUGGACAGCGAGGCAUCGGCGUAUGCGUGUGCGUCACAGCGGCACCAUCGGUAUAUGAUUUACGGCAAGAAGCAGCGAUACAUCGAAGUGUUCCAGUGCAGCGGCGACGACAUGAAUCUGGUAUUGACAGGUGCGGUAACACCACCGUCGACCAAGGCGCUACUAUCACCUGGAGGCACAAUGUUGCCGCCACCACCUGUGGCGAUAUUUCCACCUGCGGCCGCGAUGUUGCCCCGCGGCCCGCCGCAAUUCGCGACGCCAUAUCCGCCACCCAUCUUCUACUGGCCUUAUCCCUCACCACCCGUUAGCCCGACCAAUUAUUACACCCCUGCGAGUGUCGGCGGUAUUCCGCAGAUUCCUCAGCAAGCUGCUCUGUUAGCACCAGCUGAGUGUCUACAAUUAGCACCCGGGGCGACGACGCUGCCGACGUCUACCGCCGCGGGGCCCGACGCGCGUAUCGAGGCGUACCUGCCACGAGUGGAGCUGGAUAAACGCAUGGCCGCGCUGCCUCCACCGCAGACCGAGUGCAGUCCCUUUGUUGAGGUUUUCAUGGUUUGAUCUCCUCGGUCGGAUCUUCUUGCCUAUCCCGAUUUCUUGCCUCGUAGACAUACGAUCCCAAGUAGUCGGCGAGAUAAACGCUCGACGUUUGGGAUCGGUUAAAUUGGGAUUCGAGUGAGAAAAAGCCGUUGUUUUAGGAAGGCGCUCACGCGAAUCAUUGAAAGAACGGUCCUUGUUCUCGUCGUCGUCAUCGUCUUCAAGAGUUAACGAUAUUUUUCAUACGACAAUUUUACGUACGCUUCGCGUAUGUAGAUCUAGGCGUACACGGCAGAGUGCAAAUAUAAAGGUAUAAUUAUCGUCUUUCCGAAGAAACCCCCUCUUCGUAAAUUUCCAACGCGUCGACUGCGAGAGCGACGCGUUCUUUCUAGUCUAGAGAUAGAUAGGAGCCGUUGUGUGGCGUGAUGCAUAGCGGCGUCGUUUCUUUCUCGUCGUUUGUUCCGAUUUCUCCUUCUCUGGAAUGAAACAGCCCCGUAUAUUGCGUUUUCCUCCUUUUAACCUUUCCCUUUUUUGUUUUAUUUCUUUACGUUACACUUUUAUCUUUCCCGUUGUAACGACAGCAAUUGGACUUCAAUCGUCGUGUCGGACUUUUGCUUGCGUCGAAUUAGAAGAGUUUGCGGGAAUAGAUACAUAUUCGAGUAAUCGAUUCGUACACGUUUCAGAAUAUAUAUUAUAUAUACAAAUUAAAUAGAAUGUAAAUAAUAAUUAUAUUUACUUAUUAUUGUGAACGAUUGUAUCGGACAAUGUUCGUAGCCCGCGCCGCGUAUUCGCGUUUGCAAUCAAUCGAACUGAAACGCAUCCGAUUUGUAUCGUAGACGAUACCUAUCGAGCUUGAAGAUACAUCGCGAGCUACGUUUCGUUAGUUUUUCUCUUUUAAAUUUUACGUACGACUUGUUUUACAAAUAUUACUUAAUUUAAUUUUUAAAGUUUUAAAAUGAGAAAAUUAAUAUAUAUUUGUUUCAUUGGUCGUUGUUUCGUCACUCGAUCAUGAAUUGUUAAAUCUGCGUCGCGCUGUCUUCUUCAUGAUUUUUUUUUCUUUUCAAACGCGCUCAAUGUCUUUCAAUAUUCGUGCGCUAUUAAACGGCAACGCUUAUUUUUCACAUCAAAACAGCAAAUAUUACAAAAGUCUUCCGUUAGUCUCUCAAUUUAUUUCUUUUGAGAGCGAAUAUUUCGCUGUCCCGUUUAAGCCGCGUUCAUUGUUGAAGUAUAGAAGUAUAUAUCGACACAUAUUAAUCAACGAUCAGCACAUUAGCGUACAGAUAACAUUUUUAUGAUAUGUGUAGGAGUACGUAGACGUAAGUGAAAUAUUGUUCGAAAAUUGUAACUCGUUAAGUUAAAUACGGCUACGAUAAAUUAGCCGUCUGUAGCUCAAAUACACAAUUAUUCUAGAUUUGCGGAUACGAAUUCGAUCGAAUUGAUUUCGCCAGGACCGGUAGAGAAUUCGAUUUCUUUCUUCUCCCUGCCUUACGGAUAGUGACAGUUGCGAUAUUAAUUGUCGAUUUAAUUAAGGUAUACAUAUAUCGACUUUACGUGUCGAAAUUAUUGGCAAGUUAACUUCGAAUUUAAAUCGUCAGAUUUAUUGGAUCAUACGAAUAAAAACACAUAUACAGGAUCAUAUAUUUUAUCUAUAUAAAAUUUUAUACACACACCACACACACAUAUAUAGCUUUUAUAGACUUAAAAGAGUAUUAUAUAUUCUAUAUAGAUCUUUUUACUAAAAAGACAGGUAAAAUUGUAACAUACAAUUUGUUAUGAAAAUAACAAUGAAAAAAAAGAGAUCUUUUCAUAUCAUUUUCCAUCGUUUCUUUACAAGAGCGAUAUGCCCUCGCUGAAUUGCUUCAGCGUUUUUAUCCGUGUGAUCCAUUCCGCUUUGUUCAAAUGCAGCGAAAGUGAGCGAGAACGCGCGUAAUUGAUUCGUCCGGCGCGUGAUUUUCCUCCUUUUUUUAGUUUCUUUUUUAUGACAAUUUCGCGACUUUAGCACGCACUUCAACGCUCCGAGGAGCGCGACUUAUGCACGACCCCGACAUCCUCGAAGAUGUUCGUCGUGCCGUUGUUACCGUACGUGUGAUCACGCACGACUGGUGCAAUAGUUGAUAAUCGUCUUGUGGCAAUUCGUGCAAUAGAGAUCAAAGCAGGUGCGCCUCCGGUGCUGAGGAACACUAGAAUGAACGAUUAGAAUCAGCGUUUGACUAACGCCAAUUUUGUUGAGUGAAUACUUAAUUUUCCUCUCUAUGAUGUUAUUGUUAUAUUAUUACUAUAUAUAGAUAAUAUUAAUCUUUUAUAUAUAUAUAUAUAUAUAUAUAUAUAUAUAUACAUAGGAAAGAAAUUGGAAACAAUUUCCUUCUUGAGUAACUUGCCAGUCGUUAAUGAAAGCGGGCGUGAUACUCGGUUUAUUUAAACCGCACUGCGUGUUGACAAUUACGAUUAAGUUAUUCUUACUCGUUGCAUGUACGCGUCCUUAGUUGUAGAAAACAGCGUAUUGCUAUCCAAAUGCAUCCGCAGGCAACGGAGGUACCUGACUGGGCGAUCUCGAGAUGUGAGCCAGCCUCCUCUUAUAACUUAGAUAUAAUAGAAAGAAUGCGCGCGCGCGCACACACACACACACACACACACACACACACACACACACACACACACACACACACACACACACACACACACAGAAUUAUAAAUUACAUAUCUGUAAGAUUAUAAUGUAUGUCUAUUAGCCGAAGAAAUGUGUCUCGUGUCUCAGAGGCGCGAGGAAAUCGGAAUGAAAAAUAGUUUCGCUGAUACGUAAAUAUCGCGUUGAAGCCACAUUAAUAAAGGUGGCACCGCGGAAUUUCUUCGUCGAUUGUCAGGCGUAGAAAGAAUCUCCUAAUGCCAAUGUUCGUUUCAGAGGGCCGAGAAGCACGGCUGCGACGAAUAGUAACCUGAUAUUUAAUUAUGUUAUCUUGACGAUAUUAAUAUUAAUAUAUUCGAUAUUGUUUUGAAGCUCUCGUUGUUUCCUUUUCCAUACAGAAAUCCCAUAUUGUAUAGUCACUUAAUAAACAAAUUAAAAAAAUAA
Molecule: messenger RNA, 7200 nt
Organism: Monomorium pharaonis (pharaoh ant)
Lineage: Eukaryota; Metazoa; Arthropoda; Insecta; Hymenoptera; Formicidae
Product: RNA-binding protein fusilli
Exons: 12
Coding region: 1998-4157 (719 amino acids)
Biological process (GO): regulation of RNA splicing
Cellular component (GO): ribonucleoprotein complex; nucleoplasm
Molecular function (GO): mRNA binding
Source: RefSeq, a predicted model, not a curated record